UCAAAUGUAAUUUGAACAAGAAGUUUAUAGUCCCUUACCUUAAUGACCCAUCUCUUUUGGAAGCAAACCUUCGUGGUCUCGAUAAACCUCCACCAAGCUAUCAUAUAGAAGAAACACAUUGGAAAGAAUUUUUCAAGAGAAGGACAUCCAAAGAGUUUCAAGAUUUUAGAAAAUUACAACAAGAAAGGCGUAAUCAUUUACAAUACCCUCAUAGGACUUCACGCCAUAGCUAUACUGAAUUGGAAGCUGAUUUACAAGCUAAGUGGGGCACAACAGAGCAAAUAGAUCGAUCUAUACUCUGGAAGGAGGCCAGCAAAUAUUCUUCUGGCAACUAUGUCAUCGAGCGUGACAAGGUCAAGGGAGAGGCCAUCACAUGCUUGAGCAAAGAAAAGAGGGCAAACUGAUUGAAAUCGGAACAAAUGACAUCCUAACACAAGUGUUAGGUACUGCUGAGCACCCCGGUCGAGUUCGAGGCCAGAGUCGAGGUGUCACACAAAAAGACUACUUUCAUAAGCCUAUUGGGGGGGGGGGUCUAAGAGGCUUGCAGAAAAAAUAAAUUGAGUUCGAAUGACAAUCCAACAUACGACAUAGGGAAGAGAUUGAAAAGUUGAAAGAAUCGUUCAUGUCCAAGCUUGAAGAAUUAUCAACCAAGAUGGCACAUAUGCAAGCUAACUUUGGUAGUCAUUCUAGCUUUGGCAGCCAUUCUAGAGUCAAUAAAAUAGAAGUUGAGGCACCAAUUGACACUGCUCCAGAAGUUGAGGCACCGAUGGACACUACUCCAGAUUUUGAGGCACCAAUUGACACUACUCCAGAAGUUGAGGUACUGAUGGACAAUACUCCAGGAAUUGAGGCACCUGUUGACACUAGUACUUUGUAUGAGACACCUACACCUUCACCUUCUAUUCAUCCUGAGCCACUAAAGAAAGAUGUUAAGUGCAAAUUAUACAUUGGGCAAGGUUGUGAUGUUGUGGCUCUUGGUUGGGUGGUGGCUACCAAAGGCAAUGUACAUGGGAAAAGUUUAGCACCUGGUAACUAUCGCGUGGUUGUUGAUAGAUGUCUAGAUGGGAGUGCAAAACUACCUGUCUCAGUUGGGGAUGAGAUGACUCUUGUAGUUCAUGCGGUCAACAGUUAUGUUGCUUGGCCAUCGCAUCUGAUCAUUACUUAUGAUCAUGAACAGGAACCUAAGAGACUAAAGAGAAAGAGGAUUUCAGCAGCUUGUCCGCCAACACAAGACCUAAAACAUCCUCCACAACAUCUUCCCACUACUCAAGAAGAGGCAGGAUCAAGUAUGGCUAGUAAGUCGCCGAUUAUCUUCAAGGUUCUCACUGGACUUCCGAUGUUUUUGAAGAUACUUCUAGGUUCAGUUAAGUACGUAGAACCAGGAUUCAUGAUUGACAUUGUUAUGGAGACCAAUAUUAUGGGCGAACAAUAUACCUUAUAUAUCUCAAAUGAGGAUAUAGUACACUUUGGACUUAUGGAAGAAAUCGGCGUGUCUUGCGUUUCAUUCUAUAUCAGGUAA
Humulus lupulus (European hop) is the source of this 1519-nucleotide messenger RNA. RefSeq lists its product as uncharacterized. The coding region runs from base 623 to 1519 and encodes 298 amino acids. Lineage: Eukaryota; Viridiplantae; Streptophyta; Magnoliopsida; Rosales; Cannabaceae. The record is from RefSeq and is a predicted model, not a curated record. The transcript is spliced from 5 exons.